This is a messenger RNA of Onychostoma macrolepis, 5630 nucleotides long. RefSeq lists its product as uncharacterized. The transcript is spliced from 7 exons. Bases 169 to 2919 code for a protein of 916 amino acids. Lineage: Eukaryota; Metazoa; Chordata; Actinopteri; Cypriniformes; Cyprinidae. The record is from RefSeq and is a predicted model, not a curated record. Gene Ontology annotation, molecular function: RNA endonuclease activity; ATP binding; protein serine/threonine kinase activity. Gene Ontology annotation, cellular component: IRE1-TRAF2-ASK1 complex. Gene Ontology annotation, biological process: mRNA processing; protein phosphorylation; IRE1-mediated unfolded protein response.
CCUUCGAAUGAGACCUCCGGAGGACGCAGCCUUCGUGUGUGUGAACGAGGAAGUGUAGCACUUACAGUUUUAUCAGAUAACAAAGCCUACGAUCAAGGUCAAUCAAUACCGGUUGGCCCUCUACUGAAUGGGACGUUUUUGCAAUUUCUGGGAAUAAAAUAGAUUACAAUGAGUAAAUCCAUGGCAUUCCAGAUCCAACUACCAUUUGCAGUUCCAAUCCCAGUUCCAGUAGGACCUAGAAAAACAGACACUCUAAUACAAUGCAUCAUAGAAAACAAGUUAAAGAAACUUUGCAAAUCAAUAAAAGGCAGAGAUAUUAAUGGACUGUACCCUUCUGAGGUCUGGAAUGAUGAUGUUACUCCAUUAACUGCAGCAGUUUUAUGCAGAAAUGAAGAAAUCUGCUCUUAUCUACUUAAAAAGUUGGCUGAUCCAAACAAACCAUCAACAAAUGGUCAAACUCCUCUACAUUAUGCUGCUUUAAAUGGAGUUCCACUAAGUAUCGUGAAAAGAUUACUUGCAGCAAAAGCUAACCCAGAUGGAUGUCAAUCACAAAUUUAUACUCCAUUGCAAUAUGGUGUUGAUCGUAACCAUGAAGACAUUGUGAAAUCACUAAUAGAGGCUGGAGCUUCACCUGAAAACAAAUAUGGGGUGAAUCUAGAGCUUGAUAAAAAGGUGGAGAGAAUGAUUCAUCAAUUAUCAUCACAGGGUGAAGUAUUUCAGAAAGUACAUCUAUUUUUCUCUUUUUCUUGUGCUGUACCAACAAAAAAUCAUAUAGAAGUUUUCAGAGUCUAUAAGGAACAUUUCUUUCAAGAGGAUCCUUUCAAUCAUACAAUUCUGUUUGAGCUCUACUAUAGUGUUAUUGGUCAAGUUUCAGAGCAGUAUCAUCACAGCGCCAUCAAGUGGUUAAAAGAUACAAAGAGUGCAGACAGAUACAUUGAGGGAGUCAUCAAACGCUUCCCAAGAAUCCCUCAGAAACACUGGCUGAUUGCACUGAAUUGCUUAAAUGCUGCCUUGUGUGUCAGUGAAAACAUCACCUCUCAGGUAUUUAAUAAACUUGUGCCAAUUCUAACAAACAGACUUCAGCACUCUGGAAACACACAAGGAGAAAAAAUCAAUUAUCUGAUACUAAAGAUACUCAAUGUCAUGAUGCAGAAGAUUUCUGAGCAGAAACUGGAACUGAAUCAUUCUGUCUAUGAGAAGUUAUGCAAAAGUCUGUUGCCUCUCACACGUCCUGAUCAUUCAAGUCUAAUUGGAGUUUGGACCUAUGGACUGUUUGCCUAUAUAAAUGACUUCACUCCUAAACUUGUAGCAUUGUGUGGAUUGUCACCCAUCCCAGAGAUGAUACUUAUUAAAGCAGAGAUAGAGAUGGAUGAAGUCAUGAAAAAAAAGCAGCAAAAGUUGGAUGAAUCACUCAGACAUCCAGCAGGUUCAAGUGCAGUGGAUAGUUUAUGUGAGGAGACUGCAGCUCUAUUGACAACCAGGAAGAAGAAGAAGAAGAAGAAGACGAAAAAGAAGAAACAAAUCCAGCAAGAGGUUGGAUCACAAGAAGCUGAGCUUCAAGAUAAAGAGGAGCCGCAUCCAGACUCUGUAGUGACAUCCAUUGAGGAAUCAAAUUCAAGUGUGCAGCCGUUCACACGACCUGAUGAGAGCCCACAUAUCUCAAGAAGGUGGCUUCAGACCAGCUGUCGUUGGAGGUCUAAGCUUGAGCAGCUAGCUAACAUGGAUAUUAACAAUACCUAUAGGCUGGGAAACCUUACUCUUGUACUCACUGAUGAAUUUCAGAUCGCUAAAGGAAGUGAUGGAACACAAGUUUAUCUUGGUUUGAAGCAUGACGGCACUGAGGUGGCUGUGAAACGAAUGAUUAAGUCUAAUUACCAAGUCCUGAGAAAUGAGGAGGAAUUUCUACGACUUCCACAGCUUGACAGUCCCUCCAUUGUGCGAUAUGUGGACUUUGCAGAAGAUAUGUAUUUCGGAUACCUUGUUCUUCAGCUUUGUGAGUACACACUGGAGGAAUAUAUCCAAGAUCAUUUACCAGAUGACAGCGCUGAGAGAUCUUUGGUUCUGAAGAAGCUGGUGAAGGAAGUUCUCUGCAGUUUACAGGUUUUACACGACCAGAAAACUAAAGUGCUCCAUCGAGACAUCAAACCGCAGAAUGUCCUGAUUGACAUAAAUGAAAAAGCUAGAUUGGCUGAUUUUGGCAUAAGUCGGAGACUAAAACAGAGUGAAACCACUUUACGAACAAGCAUUGCUGGAACUAGAUGCUGGAAGGCCAAGGAGACCAUAGAUGAGGAGGCCAACACUGGAUACAAGAGGAGCUCCGACAUUCAGGUUGCUGGGAUGUUAGUCUACUACAUUCUCUCUGAAGGACAACAUCCAUUUGGUAAAGGUGCUGCUUGUGAAUACAACAUUUUACGAGGAAGAUACUCUCUGCAGCAUCUGGAUGAUGAUGUAGCGAAGGAUCUCGUCGAGUGGAUGAUUAAUGAAGAUCCAAACAACAGACCGACUGUGGAGCAAACCCUCGCACACCCCUUCUUCUGGACUGAUGAACGGAGAGUGGAGUAUUUGAAAAAAAUGGGGAACCAGAAAGAGGUUGAGAACUGUCGUGAUGUGGAUGAAGAGCUCCUUCAAACUCUUGAAAAAUACACAGAGGGGAAAAGCUUUUCUGAAUGGAAGACUAAAUUGGCGUCUAAUCUUGUCCAGAAGUUAGACGGUAAGAAGAAACCUUAUCCUGAGAACACACUGGGUCUGCUGCGAUUUAUACGCAACCUACACGAGCAUUAUCCAGAGGACGCAGAGAGCAUCAGCCUGAUGGCUUCAUUCCCUGAUCUGUUUGGGAGUGUGUUCAGGUUUGCGAAGGAGAGAGGAUGGAACUCCAGACCGAGUCUGAAAAAGUUCUUCAGCUCAGCUCCACAGAUCUGAUUGUUGUAAUUUUUAAUAAGAACAGACAUUAUUUUUCAUUAAAAUCAACAGUGAAUCAUACAUCAAGUGCAAGACUGGGAAGGAAGGACAGUGUGGUUGUCACUAUAAGACUGGGGCAUUGUGCACUGAAUUAUGGGCUGGCAAUGGUUGACAAACAUCCAGGUGUUUUUUUUUGGAAUCUGGACCUUUUUAUUUUUUAUUUUUUUACUGAAAUCAAUUCUUAGUACUAAGGACUAUGAAACAAUAAAAGCUGUUAUUAACUUUCUGCACGUAACUGGGCUAAAGUUAAGGAUAUAACCCAUUAAGUGGGGUUCUUCAGGUGAACUGAGGAGGGCCUAGCCUUUUUAAUCUUGUUGUAGUCUUCUUCAUUUUUAAACCUGCAGCAAGACGCCCAAAGCAGUGCAUUUUUACUGGAAGAAACUGAAGUUAAAAUUCCUUUUAGUUGUUGUAAAACAUGAUGUGAGUAAAUACCUUGGUUAAGAUCCUUACAAAACUUAACCAUGGUUUUAUUAUAGUAAAAGUGUAGUGACUAUGUUUGUAAUCGUAUUGAUUACCAUUUGUAUAACCACAGUUUUACUACAAAUACCACGGUUAAACUAUGGUUCACAAAAUCAUAGAUAAUUUGUGGUUACCAUGGUUUAACUAUAUAACCAUGUUGUUUUUGGUUUUAUUUGUAGUAAAACCAUGGUUAAAUUUUAAAAGGUUUUCCAUUAAAACCAUGGAAGAUUUUGUCCUAGCUUUUUUCAAGUAAUUCCUACUACAAAUGUUUUUCAGUGUGCUUUUUACAAGUUUGUUUUUAAUAUAUAUAUAUAAAACUUCAGCAUCCCAUGUAAAUAUUUUAGUUUUGUCGGUUGCUGUCUGAGCUUGUUCAGAAACUCCAUCUUUAUUCUGCUCUGUCACUCAUCGACAACCUGCCUGUUCUGUCUGCGGGCCGUAGGCUAUAUUCACUAUAGGCAAGCCUGCUCUGAGCAUGCGCGCAGCGCGUGCAUAACAGUCCAGUGCAGGCUGUACUGGUGCUUGAAUAAAGCGCAGAUAUGUUGUUCUGAAAAGACGUCGGGAACGGGGUAUUGUUAGACCGCCCGCUCCCGUUCAAAUUGCACCAGAGUUACCGACCGCAACCGCGUUUUAUUCGGGAAUUUAAUCCCGCAUCGCAAGAAAUCUGAUCAGGUCCCGCAGUUCCCGCGGGAGCAGCCACGGGAAUGCAGACCUCUAUACUGAGGUGCAGAUAAUUGCCACUAUUUGCAAUAAGUAGUAUAAAUAGCAGAAAAUCCUGCUAUUUUAACAUAGUGUAAAUAGAAUCCAUUGCUAUUUGCACUUAGUGUGAACAGCAUCUAUUGCUAAGAAAAUAUGCUAUUUUCACUUAGUGAAAAAUAUUUGUAAGCAUUUCAAUUUACAUUAAAUAAUGAUCUCAUUAGAUAAUGUUUAAUAAGUACAUCAGUAAACAUUCACAAGCAUAUUAUCUCAUAUUAUAGCAAUGUGAUAAUAUAAUGUUUAAUGAUUUAUUAAUGAAGUUAUUAUAAAGUGUUACCAACCCAGGAAGCAGAGUUUUUCAGAUGAACUGAGGACGGCAGCAAUACGCCUUUGAUGUGUCUAGCCCGCAGCAAAUAUUAAGAGUAGCUCCAGAGUGCACCCUGAACAAUGGGGCGACACGUGUCGCUCCGCCCACCUUCAGUUUCAUUGGUUUAUAAUACAGCAGAGCUUAUUGGUGUACACAUUUGCGCAUGAGCAUUCUUUUAUAUGCGUUUUUAUGAAUGAUCUAUGCAGUUUGGCUGUACUACAGAAAUAUUAAGUGCUAACAACAGCGAUUUUAGUUGGAAUCAAUUAGCAAAUGUGUUUUUUUAAAUUUAUUUAUGACGAAUUAGAUUAAGUUCCUAUCAAAGGCUUGGUGGCGGCAUCUCCGAGUACUUCCGGCAGAACAGAGCUAAUAUGAGCGGCUCACGAAUUAAGUCUGGGGAACAAAUUCUUAAUUCGUGGCCACGAUAUAGUCCUACCUACAAAUAGCCUCACCUAUGAGAAAUAUUAAUUAUGUUUCUGUGUGAUGAACGUAAAUAGUGGUCCUCAGUCUCAACAACAGGUGCACGUUAAAUGAAGUCAUAUUAUUGCACUUUUCACUGUACACGAAGCAGACAUACUUAAACACUGAGCAGUUUUAGCUGGGCGAUGUUGAUAAAAAUGAUCCACUGUUUGAGAUUUAGCUGUUUUGUAUAAUGUAUAUUUAUAUGUAGCCUAUAUUCUUUAUUUUAGGAUCGGUGGAUAAGCAAUAACUUAGGAUAUGAUGAUAAUUCACUGUAGUUCAGUAAGACAUAGGACCCGCAAACGGUUUUAUUUUAAAGAACAACUGCGGUGAUAAAUAAGACAAUAAUACCAAAUAGCGUUCAGCGUGAACUGGGGUUUUAUGUGUGGAUAAUGGGAAUAAAAACCUUGCUGAAAGAAACCCUCCUUUUUUUUUUCUUUUUUGCAUAUAGGCUUAUUUUAAAUGUUUUUGUUUACUAAAACAGCUGUUAUUAAAUCUGACCUACAGCAAAUAUUAUUAUUAAUGUGCUUUAGUGCGUAUUUAAGCAAUAAAUGGUAAUUUUCUCUGUAACAUUUUUAUUUAUACUUUUAUAUAAGCUAUAUGCACAAAUUAAAUUACUGGUUUUGUUGCUCAAUCCUUUAAAAAGAACCAGGAAUCACUGUACUACAUUAGGCAUACUGAUUUUAGAUAGUCUUUA